AUGCUUGGAACCCCUGCAACAAAGACGAUUACUUCUUGGGAGCCUACGAAUACACCCACUGGGGGUGUGGCAACGACACCCCCAGCCGACGGCGGCGGGAGCAUACAAGCUCGCUAUAACCUCAUUGUUGGUGAUAUUCUAGCCACGCCUCCUUUCGUUCUGUUGGGUCAGUACCGAGCUCAUGGGCUGGCCUACUUUAAUGGAAUUACGUUCAUCGACUUUCGCCAACGAAUUAUUGAAACCCCGGACGACAUACGUCAGCGACUUUGGUGGAAUAUGACCUUAAUGCAGAACAGCGAAUUCGGCAGUAAUCGACACUAUCGAAAGUGCAACGGAUGUCUGUUCAAAAACGGUGUCUUUAAUGACGCGACCAUUACCAGCCAUAAUGGUAUUUAUGGAACCGAAAGCUUUCCCAUCAUUUCGAUUGAAAACCAUAUGAUCUCAUCCCCCCUCGAUCGAUAUUUCCCUGGCAUCUUGGAUACCAUGCAACAAGGGCGGCCAUUCAAACGUUUUUAUCAAGGCUUCCGAAAACCUUGGACUUUGUGGAUGGCUCGAUGUCCUCGAUGUGAGAAAUGGCAAGAGUUGAGAGCGUUUCGGAUCGGUGCGGGUGCGGGUGAGGUUGCCGGUGGAAGGCCUGGGCUUGAGGCAUGGGAACCUACCAUGGGGCGGCUAACCUGGGACGGAGUAAUUCUUACGCAAGAGGUCUUUGAGAAGGCUUACUGCAACGCAUGCUUUGUAGCAGAAAAUGGCCGGCACGCACUGGCCGAGUAUCUUGGCCGGUGGUUCGUGUUCCUGGUGGAACAACAGCCCCACGAUGUACAAUCUGAGCUUCUUCAUGAAGCGGGAAAGUUCCCAAGAAACUCCGGAGCCCUAAUCGAUGGGAACAAGGUCACGGCAUGGAACUGGCAAAUCCUUGAUAUCCAUUUCCUUCGAUGCUCGGGCCAGUCACCAUGGCAUUUGUCAUCCUGUUUUCAAUCCCUCUACAAAGACUGGCUCGAUAUCUGUGGAGAAAACGGCCAUGCAUUCCUUGAUAACCCCAACAUUGGUUCUCACAUGCAAUAUGUAUAG
This is a messenger RNA of Fusarium oxysporum Fo47, 1068 nucleotides long. RefSeq lists its product as uncharacterized. The coding region runs from base 1 to 1068 and encodes 355 amino acids. The transcript has a single exon. The record is from RefSeq and is a predicted model, not a curated record. Lineage: Eukaryota; Fungi; Ascomycota; Sordariomycetes; Hypocreales; Nectriaceae.